Molecule: messenger RNA, 1491 nt
Organism: Selaginella moellendorffii
Lineage: Eukaryota; Viridiplantae; Streptophyta; Lycopodiopsida; Selaginellales; Selaginellaceae
Product: eukaryotic translation initiation factor 3 subunit E
Exons: 8
Coding region: 50-1354 (434 amino acids)
Biological process (GO): translational initiation
Cellular component (GO): cytoplasm; nucleus; eukaryotic translation initiation factor 3 complex
Molecular function (GO): translation initiation factor activity
Source: RefSeq, a predicted model, not a curated record
CCAGCGGCAUUCCAUUUUUCUAGGGUUAGGGUUUUAGGUCACGACGGCUAUGGCGCAGUUCGACCAGACGCUCAAGAUUGCGCCCUUCCUGGACAGGCAUCUGGUGUUCCCGCUGCUCGAGUUCCUCCAGGACAAGGGGAUCUAUCCCAAUGACCAGAUUCUCAAGGCCAAGAUCGAGCUGCUGGCCAAGACCAACAUGGUCGACUACAUGAUGGACAUCCACCGCAGCCUCUACGACGAGGUCCCCAAAGAGAUGAUGGACAGGCGUGCCGAGGUUGUGAAUCGCCUCAAGGCCCUCGAGGAUCUGGCGGCUCCCUUGAUCGCCUUCCUGCAAAACCCGCAAAUGACCGCGGAGCUCAAGCCCGAGAGGCAAGCCAAUCUCCAGAUGCUUCACGACCGGUACCAGAUUGGUCCCGAGCACAUCGAUGCGCUCUACCAAUACGCAAAGUUCCAGUUUGAGUGUGGCAACUACUCGGGAGCCGCGGAUUUUCUCUACCAGUAUCGGACCUUGACCAUCAACAGCGAAAAGGCUUACAGUGCAAUGUGGGGCAAGUUUGCAGCCGAGAUACUGAUGCAAAACUGGAGCGGUGCAGAAUACGAGCUUGGAAAGCUCAAGGAAGCCAUGGAUUCUAAGAAUUUUUCAUCGCCGCUUGUCCAAGUGCAAAAUCGAGUGUGGCUCAUGCAUUGGAGCCUCUUUGUGUACUUCAACCUCGAAAGUGGGAGGCAUAGUCUCAUCGACUUGUUUAUGAAUGAUAGAUACCUUCAUGUGAUACAAACGCAUGCACACCAUCUGCUGAGGUACCUCGCUGCUGCCUUUGUGGUCUGCAAGAGGAAGCAUCGCGGGAACAUAAAGGACUUCAUCAAGGUGAUCCAGCAGGAGCAUCACACUUACAGGGAUCCCAUCACCGAGUUCCUCGAGUGCCUCUACGUCAACUACGACUUUGAAGGAGCUCAACGGAAGCUCCAAGAGUGUGAAGAUCUCAUCCUGAAUGACUUCUUCCUUGGGCGUCCGGAAACGGACAACGGCUACAUUGUGUACAAGUUCAGGGACGAGUUUUUGGAGAACGCACGCCUGGCAAUGUUCGAGACAUACUGCAAAAUCCAUCAAAGGAUUGACAUUGGGAUGCUGUCUGACAAGCUUCACAUGAAUUACGACGAUGCCGAGCGCUGGAUCGCCAACCUCAUCAAUUUUUCCAGGCUCGAUGCCAAGAUCGAUUCGAAGAAUGGAACGGUUGUCAUGGGCGUGCAGCACACGGACGUGUACGAGCAAGCCAUCGAACGGACAAAGCCUCUGGCAACCCGAACUUACGUACUAGCUCGCAACAUCGCUGAGAAUUUGCCUGUGAGAGCUUGAAAUCCUUGCUCGAAGUUUUGGUUCGUGAGAUCUGUCAAACGCAAGCGCUUUUAUUUCUUUUGUUUGCAGAACACUCUUACGUAACAAUCUAUCCUUCCCCGUUUAACGCCAUAGCUCAGGAGCUUACGUUGUCUUCC